This is a messenger RNA of Tyto alba (common barn owl), 2340 nucleotides long. It is a transcript of the gene SCLY, whose product is annotated as selenocysteine lyase. The coding region runs from base 62 to 1333 and encodes 423 amino acids. The record is from RefSeq and is a predicted model, not a curated record. NCBI's taxonomy places the organism in Eukaryota, Metazoa, Chordata, Aves, Strigiformes, Tytonidae. The transcript has 13 exons.
CGCUUCCGCGCGGCGCGGCGGGACAGGGAUUUCCGGGAGCGGCGCGAGAGCGGCGGCAGCGAUGGGCGCCGGGACGGAGCCGCGACACGACACGGCGGAGGGGAAGGUCUACCUGGACCACAACGCCACCACCCCGCUGGCCCCCGAGGUGGCCCAGGCUGUGCAGGACGCCAUGCGCCAGGCCUGGGGCAACCCCAGCAGCUCCCACCCUGCAGGCAGGAAGGCGAAGGAGCUCAUCGGCAGCGCCCGGGAGAGCCUGGCGAGGAUGGUGGGAGCCCGGCCGGAGGACAUCGUCUUUACGUCGGGGGGCACAGAGGCAAACAACAUGGUGAUCCAGACCGCCUGCAAGCGCGUCCGCGGAAGCCAGCCCGGGCCUGGGGACAGUGGGGGGACGCCGCACGUGGUGGCGUCGAGCGUGGAGCACGACUCCAUCCGCCUGCCGCUGGAGCAGCUGGUGAAGGAAAGCGUGGCGGAAGCCACCUUCGUGGCCGUGUCCCCACAAAGCGGGCAGGCUGAGGUGGAUGACGUCCUCGCCGCCAUCCGGCCGACCACCUGCCUGGUUUCCAUCAUGUUGGCCAAUAACGAGACUGGGGUCAUCAUGCCUGUAACAGAGCUGAGCCAGCACCUCCGCGCCCUCAAUCAGCAGAGAGCGGCCGCGGGGCUGCCCAGGAUCCUGCUGCACACGGACGCGGCGCAGAUGGUUGGCAAGGGGCGUGUGGACGUGCAGGAGCUGGGGGUGGACUACCUCACCAUCGUGGGACACAAGUUCUACGGCCCGCGGAUCGGUGCACUGUAUGUGCGUGGCCCCGGCACCACCACCCCACUGCACCCCAUGCUCUUCGGAGGGGGACAGGAGAGGAGUUUCCGGCCAGGCACCGAGAACACCCCGAUGAUCGCUGGCCUUGGCCAGGCUGCAGAGUUAGUGAGCAAGAACUGGGAGGCCUACGAGGCUCACAUGCGGGAUGUUCGGGAUUACUUGGAGGCCAGGCUGGAGGCUGCCUUUGGGAAGCAGAGGAUCCACUUCAACAGCCGCUUUGCGGGCUCUAAGCGACUCUGCAACACCUCUAACUUCUCCAUCCUGGGCCCAGGCCUUCAAGGGCGAAGGGUGCUGUCCCGCUGCAAGGUGCUUCUCGCCAGCGUUGGGGCUGCCUGCCACUCGGAGAAAGGGGAUCGGCCCUCCUCGAUUCUGCUCAGCUGCGGGAUCCCCUAUGCCGUGGCGCAGAACGCCUUGCGGCUGAGCGUGGGGCGAGACACCACCCGGGCAGACGUGGACCUGGUUGUACAGGACCUUGUGCAGGCUGUGGCGCAGCUGGACCAGGACCAAACCCCGUAGACCCCAGGAAUCGCUCCCCGGCUAUCACUCAGGUUCUCAGGGUGGGAUUGUACCCUGGUUCAAUUUGGCCUCAAGUUUUGGCAGGAUCGGUUUUGCACCCGAUCCUAAGUCGAACUGACCCAGCCUGCAGUUUGUGACUGUGGAUCAAAUGCUGGGGAAGCGGCAGCUGGUGGUGGCAGGAGGGGAAGGUGGCAGGAGCGCGCUCUUCGGUGUGCUCAGCCGUACAGCCACCCGCUCACAGGGAUCCCAGCGGGGCUGGCGCAGCUCGGCAGCAUGCACAGCUGGGGCGGAGAAGCUAGCACAGGCGCCGGGGGCAGGAGGGAGCUGUGCUGAGGAGGGGGCUUUGCUGCUUUGGGGUUGGGGCAGCUCACCCUGAGCUCGCUGGCCCCCACUGCACGGGGCAGGCGUUGAGGGAGCCUCGCCGUCAAGGUGCUCCUCGCUUGGCAGCACGGACCCAGGCUGGCACGGCAGAGUCUCAAAGCUCGACUCCCUCCCGAGUGCCACAGGCGUGGAAGCCACAGGAGAUGCAGCCUCUUGCCCUGGUCGCUGUCCACAAAGGAAGCUUUCCCGUCGUCUUCCUCACUCAGAGGAGGAAAGACCAUCUGCCCCAGAGGGAAACAAGGAGUUGGUAGAGGCACAGCAAAAUGCUGGGCUGGAAACUGCCCUGCCCCUAAGCUACCAAAGGCUUUUUUGUGGCUUGCAAGGUGUUGAGCACGGCUUUCCCAGCUCUGCAUUGUGUUACCCGUUCCCCUUCCUCUUGUCCUUCCCACAGAGCUCCUGUUGCUGGCUCCACAUGCUCCUAAAGGAAACGGAGUUGUUGGGGCAGCUGUAACUGUGCAAGCACCUGAGGAAACACGUCUUCCCUCCAUGGCCCAGGCGGUCGCUCUCACCCCUGACACAGGAGGACACAAGUGUCACGCAGAUUAGGAGCGUUGCUGGCUGGGCUGACUGCUGUGGGGGAACCUGGUCUUCUGCAUAUUCAUAGGAAUAAAAAUGAUUGCAGCUGC